Messenger RNA from Trifolium pratense (red clover), 3694 nucleotides. Its product is annotated as G patch domain-containing protein TGH. Gene Ontology annotation, cellular component: nucleus. The record is from RefSeq and is a predicted model, not a curated record. Gene Ontology annotation, biological process: mRNA processing. Lineage: Eukaryota; Viridiplantae; Streptophyta; Magnoliopsida; Fabales; Fabaceae. The transcript is spliced from 15 exons. Bases 257 to 3442 code for a protein of 1061 amino acids. Gene Ontology annotation, molecular function: RNA binding.
CAAAUAAAUCAAACGACUGCAAAUUACGGUUCACGGUGAACUUGAACUACUUCACCCUAGCCAUUACCUUAUUCUCAGCCAAACAACACCUCUCUGCUCCACCAACAUCAACCAACAGCCAUGAUCAAUCGCGCUUAGCAAAUAGAUUUUGCACCAAACACCACCAUCUUCUCAAAAACCCUAAUUACUCAUCUAUUCGCUCCGUUUCGAUUGGGGCAUUUUCACCUUCAAAUUUCACCAAUCAUCGGAAAAUUCAAUGGAUUCGGAUGAAGAAGAUUUUGUUUUCUUCGGAACGCCGAUUGAGCGCGAGGAAGAUUCAAUCAGCCGUAAAAAGAAAGCCAUUGCUGAAUCCUCCGGUCAACUCCGAACACUCCCUGCUUGGAAGCAAGAGGUUAGAGAUGAUGAAGGGAGGAGAAGAUUCCACGGCGCAUUUACAGGCGGUUAUUCUGCUGGUUACUAUAAUACAGUGGGUUCAAAGGAAGGUAUAAGUUUAUGUUGGAAUUAUAAUGCUCCUGUUAUGGAUUUGAUUAUCAAUCGGCAUGCGGUGAGUGUUAACUUUAAAAAUGAAUGUGUAGGAUGGGCACCGCAAACUUUUGUAUCGUCCAGGAAGAGCAGAGCUGAAUUCAAAGAGCAGAACAUAUUGAAUUUUCUAGAUGACGAUGAGAAAGCUGAUCUGGAAGGUCGGUUUUUGGGGACAUCUUCACAGUUUGACACAUUUGGUUCCACAGCUGCUGAAAUUGCUCGCAAACAAGCUGAGAAGGAACAAAAACAGAGGCCAUCCAUAAUUCCUGGACCUGCUCCCGACGAAUUAGUUAUUCCAGCCACAGAGUCUGUAGGGGUAAAACUGCUGUUGAAAAUGGGAUGGAGUCGUGGUCGCUCAAUUAAGGAUUCACAUACCGAUGCACUCUACGAUGCUAGAAGACAGGCUCGGAGAGCUUUCAUAGCAUUUUCUACAGAUGAUACAAAAGUGAAGGUUACUGAGUCUGAGCGUACCAAGGAUGAUAUUCAAAACUUCCCUGAGCAGUCUGUGAAUGAUGAUGCUCAGUCUUCUAAGAUCACACCGGUUUACGUACUCAACUCAAAGCAAGACCUGUAUGGAUUAGGUUUUGAUCCUUACAAGCAUGCUCCUGAGUUUAGAGAGAUGAAAAGGUCACGCCUAUCCAGCAAAACGGGACCUGGGCACAGCAAAAACUUUUCCACAAGAGACAGUCUUUUUGGUUUAAAGUCAGGAAAGGCUGCUCCUGGUUUUGGCAUUGGUGCACUUGAGGAACUUGGUGCUGAAGAUGAGGAUGUCUAUGCCACCGGUUAUGAAUUUGAAGAGACUUAUGUUCAAGAAGAGGGUGAGGAGCCUUCAGUGUUGACCUUAGAAAAUCCGAAAAAGAAAGAUCAGAAGGAGCAUGGUAAUCUGCCUGGUUUUAAAGUGACAUCCAAUUCCGACUAUAAAAUGGAAAGAUUUGAGGCUCCUCUGAUUCCUAAGGAUUUUGUGCCCCACCAUGCAUUUUCUGGACCUCGUGAGAUUAACCGCCAGAACUAUGAGGUCCCUCCACCAGAUGUUCCUCCUCCUGAGGAUAGCAAUUUAAAACUAUUAAUUGAGGGGGUUGCAAAUCUGGUGGCUAAAUGUGGUAAAUUAUAUGAGGAUCUAUCUAGAGAAAAAAACCGGUCAAAUCAAUUGUUUAACUUCCUUUCUGGAGGAACUGGCCACGAUUAUUAUGCAAGGAAACUGUGGGAGGCACAACAGAAAUGCAAUGACCAAACUAGGGUGCAGUUGGAUGGAAAAAUGCCUCCUGGUGUGCAAAGGCUGACAGCUGAGAGUCGAGGUCAGAUCUUAGGGGAAAAACCUCUGGAGAAAACCUUUGAAGAUGCAUCCUCAUCUGUUUCUUCUAAAGAUAUUCAGCUCCAAUAUAAUCUUGUAGAUACAUUUACCAAGUCUGAAUCAUUUAGUGAGUUAUCAGAAUUUGAAAAGCCUUUCAAGGAUGAUCCUGCAAAGCAAGAAAGGUUUGAGCAGUUUAUCAAGGCGAAGUAUAAAGGUGGAUUACGCUCUGGAAGUUCGAGUUUAGCUGGAAAUAUGUCAGAAGCUGCUCGUGCUCAAGAGAGACUAUCUUUUGAAGCUGCAGCUGAUGCAAUAGAAAAGCGAAAACAGAGCAGAGGAAGCAAGUUUUCAACUCCAUCUUCCAUGGAUUUCAUCCCAGGUGGUGUAAUGGAGUUUACAUCUGGUACAGUAGAGCCAACAAAAGACCAGCCAGUUGUAGAUUUUAAGGAGAAGAAAUUGUGCCCAAAGAGAGAAGAGUUUCAAUGGCGUCCUUCACCUCUUCUCUGCAAACGCUUUGAUCUUGUUGAUCCUUAUAUGGGGAAGCCUGCACCUGCUCCACGGAUUAGGAGUAAGAUGGAUACAUUGAUUUUUACUUCAGAUUCAGUGAAGGGUACUAAAGUUGAAGAGCCUGUUACUGCAAAGAAAGACAUCUCAGUCUUGCAACAACCUGCUAAUAAAGACAUAACUAAAAGUAUUGCUGAAAAUGGAACUGAAGAGGAAGUGGAAGUUGAAAAUAUUGAAAGGCCGGUUGACCUAUACAAGGCAAUUUUCUCUGAUGAUUCAGAUGAUGAAGUGGAAGACAAUAAUAUUAUGAAAGUGGAGAAUCAAGAAAAAAAAGCUGAAGUAGCUAACAAUACAUUGAGCCGUUUGAGGGCUGGUGACUUUCUGAAAUCUUUGGGAAAGGAACUAGGGAUUGAGGUUCCUCCUGAUACACCUUACCCUACGCAAAAGUCAGGCAAAGAUGCUCCCCAGAGAGAAACUGUUGAUGAAUAUGCAAAACCUGACAUCAUGAAUGGUGAAAACAACAUGGUGUCAUUGAAACAUGAUUUGCCACAGGAUCAGGGUGGACCCUCAAAAGAUGACACCGGUUAUGGGCAUAUGCUUGAUAAUCGUAACAUUAAAACCAAGGGAACUAGUAUCUCUGAUGGUAAAUCAAAAUCAAGUAAGUCUAAUGGGGAGAAGUAUGAAGAUGAUAGGAAAGUUAAAUCACCUUUAGUCAGCAACCAAAACCAUCGCAGCAGCUCAGAGGAGGACAGGAGCAGAAAGCGCUCUAUUAAGUUAGAUAGGGAAAAAUAUGACAGGUACAAGAAAACUAAAACACCAUCAACACACCGCCUAGAUUAUAGAAGUAGUUCUUCAUCGGAAGAGGAUAGGAGCAGAAAACGCUCCAGGCAUCAUCGACAUAGGAGGCACGAUGUAGAAAGUGAUUCUUCCAGUGACGAUGAAAGAGAUCGACGCAGUUCAAGGUCAAAAGGGAGACGGGAAAAGUCUUCUCGAGAAAAAAGCAAUGGAAGUAAAAAACACUCAAAACAUCACAAGCACGGAAAGCAUGAAUCUCCAAGUAGAUCCUCUCAUUAUAGGGUGGAUAAGGAAGAUUCGUAUUCCAGAAAAGAGAAAAGACGGAGGGAAUGAGCAAGGUACCUGUUUCCUUUCUUCUCAAUAACGUUUUUGAGUUUCGUUGGAGGAUAGUUUCUAUAUUGAAAAAUGUUGUGUGUUUUGAGGUUGUGAUGCCAAGGUGCAGCUUAUGCAUUUCAUUUAUUCUCUGCUAAACUAAAGCCUCCUAUUGUAAUGAGUUUCAUGAUUCAUGGCUUUGAAGGAAUGCCGCUUAAUCCUUUCAUAAUCAGGGAGAUCUAUGCACACAAAAAUUAGGGGUUUGAUAUAGAA